Messenger RNA from Eutrema salsugineum, 1862 nucleotides. Its product is annotated as histidine--tRNA ligase, chloroplastic/mitochondrial. Gene Ontology annotation, biological process: histidyl-tRNA aminoacylation. Gene Ontology annotation, cellular component: cytoplasm. The transcript has 10 exons. Bases 192 to 1658 code for a protein of 488 amino acids. The record is from RefSeq and is a predicted model, not a curated record. NCBI's taxonomy places the organism in Eukaryota, Viridiplantae, Streptophyta, Magnoliopsida, Brassicales, Brassicaceae. Gene Ontology annotation, molecular function: ATP binding; histidine-tRNA ligase activity.
AACAAAAUUAAUAAAGAUAAGCUUCAAAGUCGCCGUCGGGAUAGAACAGCCACCGUGACGCUCCGCCGAAGGGCAGCUUCACAGAGGAGUAGAUGUUCCAAUCGAUUUCAUUUCUACAGAGAUUCCCUUAGCUUCUUUUCACCAGGAGUCUAAUCCUCUUUCAGAUUUUGAAUUUCUAAAAAGAAGAAGAGAUGCGAGCAAUUCACAUCGUGACCACGCGACUGAGCUCCUGCUGCUUUAAGCCUAUCCUUCUUCUCGACUUGGUUUCGGUUUCUUCUUCUCCGCGCAAGCUCUCCAUCCCUAACCGUCGUUUCAUCAGCGCAGCGACCAAGCCUGAUGGUGGCAGGUCUGGUUCGAUCGUGGCUCCGCUUGUGACCCAACAAGAGUUUCAAAAGAUCGAUGUCAAUCCUCCUAAAGGAACUCGUGAUUUCCCUCCCGAGGAUAUGCGUCUCCGCAACUGGCUCUUUAACCAUUUCAAAGAGGUGUCAAGGUUGUUUGGAUACGAGGAAAUCGAUUUCCCGGUGUUGGAAACAGAGGCAUUGUUUAUCAGAAAGGCAGGAGAAGAGAUAAGAGACCAACUAUAUUGCUUUGAAGAUAGAGGUAAUCGUCGUGUAGCAUUGAGGCCUGAGCUCACGCCUUCUUUAGCUAGACUUGUGAUACAGAAAGGAAAAUCGGUUUCUCUUCCAUUGAAGUGGUUUGCUGUUGGGCAAUGUUGGCGAUACGAGAGAAUGACAAGAGGAAGGAGACGAGAGCAUUACCAGUGGAAUAUGGAUAUAAUAGGUGUGCCUGAAGUAACAGCUGAAGCAGAACUGAUUUCAUCUAUUGUCACCUUCUUCAAGCGUGUUGGGAUCACUGCGUCAGAUGUUGGUUUUAAGGUUUCAAGCCGUAAGGUUUUACAAGAACUGCUAAGAAAGUAUGGUGUACCCGAAAACCUGUUUGGAAGAGUUUGUAUCAUUAUAGACAAGAUAGAAAAAAUACCAGUUGAUGAGAUAAAAAAAGAGCUUGGCCUCACGGGAAUAUCGGAAGAUGCUAGUGAACAGUUAUUGAAAGUGCUUUCUGUGAAGUCUUUGGAUGAUUUGGAAGAUUCGCUUGGUGGAGCAGGAGAAGCCAUUGCAGAUUUAAAAAAUCUGUUCUCACUUGCUGAAAAGUUUGGUUAUUCAGAGUGGAUACAGUUUGAUGCAUCUGUUGUGCGUGGUCUUGCUUAUUAUACUGGUAUCGUCUUCGAGGGUUUUGAUCGGAAAGGAAAGCUGCGAGCUAUAUGUGGUGGUGGGAGAUAUGACAGAUUACUCUCCACUUAUGGAGGUGAUGACAUUCCUGCUUGUGGUUUUGGUUUCGGCGAUGCUGUCAUUGUUGAAUUGCUUAAGGAGAAGGGUUUGUUGCCAGAGCUGAGACAAGAAGUAGAGAACAUUGUGUGUGCUUUGGAUAAAGAUCUCCAAGGAGCUGCAGCAACUGUUGCAACCGCUCUCAGGGACAAAGGCCAAACGGUUGAUUUGGUAUUGGAGAGUAAACCGAUGAAAUGGGUGUUCAAGAGGGCGGCUCGGGUAAACGCAAGAAGGCUGGUUUUGGUUGGGAAGACAGAGUGGGAAGAUGGUUUAGUCAGUGUUAAAGUUUUGUCUUCAGGUGAGCAGUUCCAAGUCAAACUCAAUGACUUGGAAUAGUAUGCAAGACGUUAUUAAUAUGGACAAUUGUUUCAUUGUCUUUGUUUUGAAAAGCAAUUGAGUUAAAUUGGAUUUAUAUUUGAUCUUGGAAGGUUUAUUUAAGAAUCUUAUUCAUGGACCGUGAUUCUUUGUUUAUUUGUAUAAUAACGAUUAAAUGAUAUACUUUAUAAAAAUGGCGAGUAAGAGAAGUGAUUGAGCAAGAAA